AAAUAUUCGAUGAUUGUAGAAGAACUGUCUGCAGGCACUGACAUGAAACGGACAUCAAAGUAACAUUCUUGCAUUCUAUGCAUUCUAUGAUUUUCUCGUACCAACCGAAUAGCAAAAAAAUAAUACAUCUUCUCUUCGUGUCAACAGUAGUGAUGGCGGUCGGUAAAAAUAAGGGUCUUUCAAAAGGAGGAAAGAAAGGAGUUAAAAAGAAGGUAGUAGACCCUUUCACAAGAAAAGACUGGUAUGAUGUCAAGGCACCCUCUAUGUUUGCUACCCGACAAGUAGGAAAAACGUUGGUAAACCGUACUCAGGGCACCAGGAUUGCCUCUGAAGGUUUGAAGUUCAGAGUAUUUGAGGUCUCUUUGGCUGACUUACAAAAUGAUAAUGAUGCUGAACGUUCUUUCCGUAAAUUCCGUCUCAUUGCUGAAGAUGUUCAAGGUAGGAAUGUAUUGACUAACUUCCAUGGCAUGGACCUGACCACUGACAAAUUGAGGUCAAUGGUCAAGAAAUGGCAAACUCUAAUUGAAGCCUCAGCUGAUGUCAAAACCUCUGAUGGUUAUUUACUUAGAGUUUUCUGUAUUGGUUUCACCAACAAGGACCAAUUGUCUCAAAGAAAAACCUGCUAUGCUCAGCAUACACAAGUUAGGGCCAUUCGUAAGAAGAUGGUUGAAAUCAUCACCAGAGACAUCCAGGGGUCAGAUAUCAAGGAAGUUGUGAACAAGCUUCUCCCUGACAGUAUUGCCAAGGACAUUGAAAAGGCCUGCCAAGGAAUCUACCCUCUACAUGAUGUUUACAUUCGUAAAGUCAAGGUGCUGAAGAAGCCCAGGUUCGAGCUGUCCAAGCUGUUGGAGUUGCACGGCGACGGCGGCAAAGGGGGGGCCGGCGAGGGGGGCGGCGAGGCCGGCUCGAAGGUCGACAGGCCCGAGGGGUACGAACCCCCUGUACAAGAAGCGGUGUAACGUUAUUUUCAGAGUGUUUAUGUAUAAAGAGGAAACGAAAUAAAUACGGAGUAUUUAUGGCCAGUUGGA
Messenger RNA from Phaedon cochleariae (mustard beetle), 1028 nucleotides. NCBI's taxonomy places the organism in Eukaryota, Metazoa, Arthropoda, Insecta, Coleoptera, Chrysomelidae. The record is from the annotation of a GenBank genome assembly.